Necator americanus (New World hookworm) is the source of this 963-nucleotide messenger RNA. RefSeq lists its product as uncharacterized. The transcript has 2 exons. Gene Ontology annotation, molecular function: structural constituent of cuticle. The coding region runs from base 1 to 963 and encodes 320 amino acids. The record is from RefSeq and is a predicted model, not a curated record. Lineage: Eukaryota; Metazoa; Nematoda; Chromadorea; Rhabditida; Ancylostomatidae.
AUGAGCUCAACGACGAUAGUUGCUGGUGUGGCCGGCAUUACUACCGUCGCUACAGUAUGUUCCAUAAUAACCGUUCUCUACCUUGUCAACGAUAUCAACAACUUCUAUGAUGAUGCGAUCGAAGAACUUGCUGCAUUCAAGGAUCUCGCCAAUUCUGCAUGGCAUGAAAUGAGACCUUCCUACCAUCAAAUGAGAGAGAGGAGAUAUGCGAUCUUAGGAAUACCGCGCGAACGACGUCAAUAUCCACCACAUUGCAAUUGUGGGGCAUUCCCCGCAGCCUGCCCUAUUGGCCCUCCGGGUCCACCUGGUUUUCCAGGACUCCCCGGAGAACCCGGAGUACCCGGAAUACCUGGCAUUCGUGGUAAUGACGGUAUUACGAUCAGUCAUGGAGGUGGAGCUGGUGGUUGUAUAAAGUGCUCACCCGGACCUCCUGGUCCUCCUGGAACGGAUGGACCUAUGGGACCCCCCGGACCACCUGGCAUGCCGGGUGCAGCUUCACGAGCAGGUCCUCGAGGUCCACCAGGUCCACCAGGACUCCCCGGAGAUGCUGGAGCACCUGGAGCACCUGGACAACCUGGAGCACCAGGAAAUCCUGGUGCACCCGGAGUGCGUGGUAUCGGCUUGCCAGGACUGGCCGGACCUCCUGGACCUCCUGGACCUCCUGGACCUCCCGGAAUGGAUGCUAGACCUCCACCAGCUCCAUUACCAGGACCUCCUGGACCGAUGGGAGCGCCUGGAAUGCCUGGAAGACCUGGACCGGACGGAUUUCCUGGGGGUCCUGGGAUGCCUGGUAUGCCUGGAACAGAUGGUCAGUACUGUCCAUGUCCGCCGAGGACAGGAGGAGGGUAUGGUCGACCACAUUCGUUCCGCCACAGCAAUCAGGUUUCUGCGGCAAGGAAUAGAAUUGUUAGGCGUCCACAACCCAGCAGGAUCAUCAGCGGUGAGACAGCGAGGAGAUAUUGA